This is a messenger RNA of Lycium ferocissimum, 1560 nucleotides long. RefSeq lists its product as uncharacterized. NCBI's taxonomy places the organism in Eukaryota, Viridiplantae, Streptophyta, Magnoliopsida, Solanales, Solanaceae. The record is from RefSeq and is a predicted model, not a curated record. The transcript has 5 exons.
UUUGGAUUCCUCUGUUGAAGCAACACCCUAGUUGAAAUUUACCUUAAGCCUUAAGCCAAAAAAAAAAAAAAAAAAAAGUUUCAAAUUUGUCUUCAUCUUUGAUCACAUGGCUUCACUAAUUUCUACCCUCUGUAUGUUCAUCAUCAUCAAUAUAAGUUUUACCUCAGUUGUUGGUGAAGUGAUCUUUGAAAAUGGUUACUCAGUCAGCACAGUGAUUGAUGGCCACAAGCUUAAUAUUAACCCUCACUCAAUCAUCCCUGUAUCUGGUGGUGAUACCAAUCUCAUCAUUCUUGAUACUUCUGCCAGUACUUUUUACACUUUAUCAUACAACAAAGGCUCAGAUUUUUCUAUUACGAAGUUAACUGGUAGUGGCAUUGGCUAUGUGGAUGGUUCUCUGGAUGAAGCUAAGUUCUACAAUCCGAAAAGCUUUGCUGCUGAUUCAAAAGGGAAUAUUUAUGUUGCUGAUAUUAAGAACAAGCAUGCAAUUAGAAAGAUUAGCAAGUCAGGUGUUACUACAAUAGCAGGAGGUUAUUCACCAACAGCAGGCCGUGCUGAUGGACCUGGAUUAAAUGCCACAUUCUCAGAAAAUUAUGAGCUUUCUUUUAUUCCUGAAAGAUGCACUUUAAUGAUCUCAGACCUUGGCAAUAGUUUAGUCCGUGAAAUAAAGCUCAAGGCCGAGGAUUGUUCAAGAGAUUCUCAUUCUGAUCUAAGAGCGGUUUCUACAUGGCUCUUAACUGUGGGGCUUCCCUGCUUGGUCUGCCUGAUUCUUGGGUUUGUCAUUCGUCCUUAUGUUAUCCCAAAUGUAAGUAUCAAUGGUGGUUGGUUUUGAGUUCUGGUGAUAUAUGACAACUGCUCACAUAGUCUAAUGGAACUUUUUAGACAGGAUCACCACAGCAAUCGUCUUCAACACAGCAUGACAUGGAAGCACUUCCUAAUCAGUCUGGAGAGACAAGUUCUGAUGUUCUGCUUCGGCAUCAGAAACGUAGUUGUUGAUUCAAAUAUCUAUUCGCUUUUAAGGAAGCUCGUAUUGCUUAGCUUCUCCCAUCUGCGUCUAAUGUUUAGUCCUAAAGUAGUAGUAUGCCAGACUUCUCGUAGACAACCAGCACCUCUUUUAAAUUUUGAUGACUGUGAAAUCAAAGAAUUAGCAAACUCGCCGGUGGUAGCUAACAGUUUAGAGGAUUUGAUAACUUUUGAUGGAAGUUUAGAAAACUCUGAGCUGACUACUAGUCAAGAUGACGUGGUGAAGGAAAGUACCGAUGUUUCUGUUGUAGAUAGCAUGAUAUUAGCUAAUAUAAAAGGGUUUGCAGAGCAAGGGAAUGCUUCUUCAGGGCUUGAAGUUUCACAUAGCAUUUUGAGCUUAGUUAAUCAAAAAAAGAAAAUAGUAUAGUGAAGUCUAGUAGUAUUAAUGUAUUGUUAACUUUUGCAAAUGUUUUGAAAGCAGUAAGUCUAUCUGCUAUCACUUUCAUGUACAUAUUAGGACAAGCAAAUGACAGCUCCUUUUGAGUUAACUAUUUCUAUUGUGUUUCUUGUUUGAAUGAAGUGGUACCUCCUGUGGAAAAA